This is a messenger RNA of Fimicolochytrium jonesii, 1557 nucleotides long. RefSeq lists its product as uncharacterized. The transcript has 2 exons. Gene Ontology annotation, cellular component: Golgi membrane. Lineage: Eukaryota; Fungi; Chytridiomycota; Chytridiomycetes; Spizellomycetales; Powellomycetaceae. The record is from RefSeq and is a predicted model, not a curated record. Bases 1 to 1557 code for a protein of 518 amino acids. Gene Ontology annotation, molecular function: glycosyltransferase activity. Gene Ontology annotation, biological process: GPI anchor biosynthetic process.
AUGACUCUUGAGUCGGGGUUCGACGACGAGGACGCCCACGUUCCCAGGGCCCGACGACUGCUUGUAAUGCGGUCACAGGUCGCUUUAUGCGUCCUCUGCGCCUGCAUCUUCCCCAUCGUGCUUUUCUCCACCCUUAAUGUCCUGCAAAAAGACCUCAGAUACUCGUACUUCCACCACAUCAAUGCAACCGCUGUUGCAGAGGCCGAGGCAGCUAGACUGCGAGAGUCCGAGUCUUACCUGUCCACUCUACACGAAAUUCUGUCUCCGGUCCCCGUAGCAGGCAGUAACACUACCGCAACGAAUAGACGCCUUCUUUUCGGACCUUCCUCGAACGAAGCGGAUCCGAAGCUAUGUUUUGCGAUUAUAUCUGCCGCCGAUCGGCCUCAGAAAUAUGUCAGGCAAUCAGCGGCGUUCCUGGUCGGCCGGGUGGUGCGGGAGCUUAUGCCUGAACUCGACUGGGAAAUUAGGAACAAACGCUCUCAGAGGGAAACUGGAAAGCAUUUGGAUGGGUCUGUCCCAUCGCCUCCGCUCUUGCGGCCGCCGCCGGUGAGAAUCUGGGUGCACAAUCUGGCGGGAUCGAGAGAGCACCUGGGGAUCAUACCAGAGGUGAUCGAUGUGGUUGAACCGGAGGCGAAACGACGCAAAUCAACUGGCGGUGCGGACGCAGCAUCGCACGAGGAAUGGCUCGUCAAUCAAAUAAAUGACUUUGCGGAUGCAUUAGAUCAUGCCGUUGCAUUGAAGUGUGGCAUUACCGUCCUGGUGGAGGAUGACGGCAUUGUCGGCACAAGUCCCGUGCGAAAGUUGCUGGAAAGCACCAAAGUGCUGAGUUUGGACAGCACCCCAUUGCACACAUCGAAGGAGAAUCCGCAAGAGUACUCCAAGUGCGAUUGGGCUUUCAUCAAGCUGUUUUACACCGAAUUUUGGGCGGGUUGGGAAAACUCGCCCACAGACAUCGCAACCCUUGCGUUAUUGGGAGCUGCCGCUGGUAUCGUGGUUGCAGGGAUCGUCUUCUUCAUCUUGCAAUCUAAGAAUCGCAACGCACGUCGAUAUCUCCCUGUAACCACGCAGACAAAGAAAGGGCGCCCACGGACCACACUUGCUAUCCUUGUCUUCAUAUAUGUCAUGACGCUUACGAUCCUGAUACUACACGCAUCCGGCCGCCAAAACAUCGCUGCGUUACCUGGCCGUGGCCGUGCCUCUGGGUUGCGGGUCACGGAUGCCCGUGCAUCAUCAGUUGCACACCUGUACCCCACAGGCACAUCUUCGGGUCUCCCCGACUGUGCUAUGAGAACGACAACUUCCCUCAUUUCCUACCUUCGAGAUAGGCAUAAGCAGUACGUCGCGCCGACAUAUAAAGGUCGCGCCACUCCGGUUGACCUGCUGGUGGAUCAGUUUGCCGAGGAAAGAGGAAAGCAACGACUGGAACUCCAACCCCAUCUUUUUCAGCACGUCGGAGCUUACAGCUCGGACAAAGGCAAGAAUCAGGGGAAUUUCAAGGAUAUGAAAGUCAGCAGUUCGUUUGUGGGUGGUACGGAUGUAAUAAGUCAAGGCUCGUGA